Molecule: messenger RNA, 516 nt
Organism: Kogia breviceps (pygmy sperm whale)
Lineage: Eukaryota; Metazoa; Chordata; Mammalia; Artiodactyla; Physeteridae
Gene: ZG16B
Product: zymogen granule protein 16B
Exons: 3
Source: RefSeq, a predicted model, not a curated record
CCAGAAGCCAUGCUGCUGUGGCUGACCCUCACCCUCCUGUGGAGCCCCACCUGCUGGUCAGGGUAAACAUACGGGCCCGGAGGAAGAUGGCAUUUCAGUACCUUUAAAGACUAUGAAAAUGAAAUCACUGGGAUUCAAGUGUUUAUAGGUGCUAUCGGCAUAUUUAAGAGUAUCCAGGUGAGGUUUGGAUCCUCCUGGAAUGAAAAAUAUGGAGUCUCAGGUGGGAAGCCCCAGGAAUGCCUCCCACUGCCAGGUUAACACAUUAUAAAAGUUCCUACAAGCUUUUCCUCCAGCACCUGGUCAUACACACUGACUUUGAGCGCUGGAGAGGAAGCACUCUCCACAUUUGGAGAGGAAGGUGGCAGGACCUUUAUUGACUCCCUGGGUAACAGUAAGGAAGUGCUCACUGGACUCUUUGGGAAUUAUGGGCUCCUGGGCAUUUCCAGUAUCGGCUUUGAGUGGGGUUAUCCUCCAGUAGCCUUGAACUCUGUUCCACCAAAUAGCACCACAACCUAA